Messenger RNA from Acipenser ruthenus (sterlet), 1888 nucleotides. Its product is annotated as interferon regulatory factor 1-like. Gene Ontology annotation, molecular function: RNA polymerase II cis-regulatory region sequence-specific DNA binding; DNA-binding transcription factor activity, RNA polymerase II-specific. Gene Ontology annotation, cellular component: nucleus. NCBI's taxonomy places the organism in Eukaryota, Metazoa, Chordata, Actinopteri, Acipenseriformes, Acipenseridae. The record is from RefSeq and is a predicted model, not a curated record. Gene Ontology annotation, biological process: regulation of transcription by RNA polymerase II; immune system process. The transcript has 10 exons. Bases 216 to 1196 code for a protein of 326 amino acids.
UCUCAUACCACCUGCAAUUUCAUUGGCGUGAUAUCACUGGGAAAUCCCGCGUCUGUGUGUGUUUUUAUAAAGAGCCAGCAUACUGCAGAGAGGAGUUCAGAACGUGUGAACCUCUGGAACGAAAGGAUAUAUUUUGAAUAUAGCCAAGACGCAUUCGCACUCACUGGAUUAACUUCUUGAAGAUUUGUUUAUCUAUUACAGAUAAAACAACCAAAAUGCCUGUUUCAAGAACGCGCAUGAGACCCUGGCUGGAAAAAAAAAUCGACUCCAAUGAAAUUCCAGGAUUAGUCUGGAUCAAUAAAGAGAAGAAAAUGUUUCAAAUUCCUUGGAAGCAUGCGGCCCGUCACGGCUGGGACUUGGACAAAGACGCUUGCCUGUUCAAACAGUGGGCCCUACACACAGGGAAAUUUAAACAAGACUAUAACAAACCAGACCCGAAAACAUGGAAAGCCAAUUUCCGAUGUGCAAUGAACUCUCUCCCAGACAUCGAAGAAGUCAAGGACAGAAGCAUCAAUAAGGGCUCCAGUGCAAUUCGAGUGUACAGAAUGCUCCCCCCAGUAACCAAGGCACAGAGGAAAGAUAAAAAAUCACGGACGAAAGAGGUCAGAAACAAAAAUAAGAACAAGGUGAUGAGCAUGAAAUUGAAGGUUGAAGCCUCUGACUACAGUGAACAUGAGCUUCCAGAUGACCACAACACAUACACAGCCCCACACGACAGUCCAACACAGGAAGCUCAGGUUGACUGCACAGAUAAUCAUUUAGUAGAAUUUAGUAACAACCACUUUGAAGAAGACAUCAUUAGUGUGCCCUCAGAAUGGAGCCAUACUGUGGAGAUCUCCACAGCCGACAGCACAAACGACAUCUACACAUUCCAAGUGUCCCCCUUACCCUCUCCAGAUCUGGAAGAAGCGGAGGACAGUAACCUCCAUGAUGUCAUUCAGAUGGCACAGGAAUUGGAGCAAGAUCAAACACAGUGGCAGCAAAGCAAUAUUAAUGGCAAAGGUUUCCUGAGCAAUGCAGUAGGCACGUCAUUAACGCCACAAAAUAUCGAUCACGGCUGGAGUGAUGUUACAGGUGAAAUUGAAUUGCGAUUUUAUAGUGAACUGAAAACAGGAGUGGAUCUUGUGAGCUAUCUUGACCCCAUCAAUUCCUGGCAAUCCUCAUCCAGUUUUGCACCCGUUGCCUGCCUGCAGUAGUUCUUAUAAAUAAAUCCAUAAGCUUGUACAGUAAAUAAUGUAUAAAUUGUUUCCUUAAAACAAAAAACUUUGACCGAGGGACUUCAAGGAAUCAUUUGCGGGCAUUUGUACCGCCUUCAGUACAUUUUCAUUAUAUUGGUAAAUGGUGCAGAGUAGACCAAUAUAUUCUUUUUUUUUUUUUAAAUAUAGUUGAUUGAAUAUUUUGAUGUUCGUUCAUUUACUUAUUCUCCUUCUGUUAAUGGAUCCCUUAAUUAAAUUCCAAUACACCAUUAGGCUAGUGCACCUUUCUGUCUUCAGGAACAGAUGAUCAUCAGACUUACAGAAAGCACUGCAUCGAGAUUUACAAUGAUGUGAAAUCUGUUAUUUGUGUUUCCUUUUGCACCAACAAUAUUGUAAUAGAGACUUUCUUUCUGUGAGUGGAGAUGCGCGCUAGACGUCACUUUGAGACAGAGAUUCAUGUGUGGAUGAGACAAUAAGACUAACAACAGCUUCACACAUUUUGUGGAAUGUUGUAUUGUAAGAAAAGAGUGAGAUAACAGUCCAUGUAGCUUCAAAUGAUGUUUUGAUGCAGCCUUUUGUUAAAAAUACUAUCCCUUUGGUAAAAGCUCUAUAAUGUGAACUGUAUAUAGUUGUAAAUAUUAAAAUUGUACAUAUUAUCUUUUUUGUUAAAAAAUAAAAAAAAAUUAAAUCAA